Punica granatum (pomegranate) is the source of this 490-nucleotide messenger RNA. Lineage: Eukaryota; Viridiplantae; Streptophyta; Magnoliopsida; Myrtales; Lythraceae. The record is from RefSeq and is a predicted model, not a curated record.
CAAGACCUAGACAUCAACGAGACAUCCCACCUUAGUAUUUGAAUCAAAUUCCAGCCUAUCACAGACAGGGCUCGGAAUAAGAAGAAUGAAGAACAGCCCAACGGCUCCUCCACACGCCUCUCAUCAAGCUCCUCCUCACGCCUCUCAUCAGGCUCCUCCAGCUCCGACCUCCUCGGCGGCCCAGAAGAAACUUGAGAGGAAGCCGGCUGAAGACAUUGACGCUAGUGCAGAGGCCUUCAUCAAGAAGUUCAGGCAGCAGCUACUGCUUCAGAGGCUCGAGUCGAUCGAGAAUUACGAGAAGAUGCUGGCACGAGGGCUCUAAAAGGAUUAAUUUGCUUUUGAUGGAUUUUUUGACUUCAAUUUGUUUGUAUUGAACUGAUUAUUUCAUUUAUUUUUGACUAGAUAUGAAUCUUGAACUCAUAUCUCAUAUCUCGUGAAUUAAUGGAUUCUGUUAAUUAAGAAUAAAAGUUGUUGUAAAUUCUUAUUGUUA